AUGUCGGCCUCCAUGCCUUCCCAAAAUACUACUUUCUUCAGCCUGCGAUAUAACUUACGCGCGUUGAGAUGUCCUGGUAGAGUACCUUCGUGCGCUUCAUUGAAUACUUCCCUUCUCUUGGACUUGGGUACCACCUUCACAGAACAAUUUUCAAGUAUCAUUUUGAGCUCGCCAUUGUCAACAAAGAAAUCAGCCACGCGAAACUUACGCGAGCAUCUCGGCAGUUUUACGUCUACGUGGUCAUUUCCGUGUUCAAUCUCCUUCAGAAUCUCCUUAUAAUCAUUGUCUUCUUUGAGUUCAUUUAGCCAUUCGUUAUCUCCUGCUGCCAACUCGCAGAUGACUACGCUAGGAUUAUGGAACUCGUCCACUUUUUCAUCAUCUACUGGGCCCGAGGAACGUCCANAAUUCUGCAACGUUUCUUGGUGCUGGGUAUUGAGCAAUCUUCUUUACCUUAUCCGGGUCUGCUUUGAUCCCGUCUUUGUCUAUGAGAUGGCCAAGGAAAGCUACUUUGGCUGGUCUCGUUUUUUGUUUUAUAGGCUUGUGAUCCGCUGUGUCAAUGUCAUGGACCACUAA
This is a messenger RNA of Haemonchus placei, 573 nucleotides long. NCBI's taxonomy places the organism in Eukaryota, Metazoa, Nematoda, Chromadorea, Rhabditida, Trichostrongylidae. The record is from the annotation of a GenBank genome assembly.